Molecule: messenger RNA, 5583 nt
Organism: Stomoxys calcitrans (stable fly)
Lineage: Eukaryota; Metazoa; Arthropoda; Insecta; Diptera; Muscidae
Gene: PIP82
Product: protein PIP82
Exons: 3
Coding region: 292-5370 (1692 amino acids)
Source: RefSeq, a predicted model, not a curated record
ACAAUGAAUGGCACCAACAAAUUGAAAAGUGAAUCGGAGUCAAAGGGUUAGAUUCACUAAAAUGUUCUCAGAUACCUCAGCGAACGGUAGUGGUGGUGGUAAUUCGAUCGCUAUAAUUUUGGCUUUAGUAAUUAUAUUAAAUAUCUUGAAGAUAAUACGACAGCUGGUGAAGAUACAUAAAGUGAAAAAUCAAUAAAAAAUACAAAAAAAAAAACAAAAAUUUGGAAAUUAACUUCAAAACGCUUGAUUCAUAUGUCCCUAUGUGAUUAAAAAGGAAAGUGUAGAAAAAAAAUGGAUUUUCGCAGUAUAUGUUCAAAAAUAGAUGUGGAUUCAAUACGAGCUAAAAUUCCACCUUUGCCUGAUAUGGUAACCCAAAUUAAGUUACCCAAAUCAAUGUCAAAGUUAAAAUCCCGCAAGGUUUUCCGCAGCUCAAGGGAUGAUCUCAACACUUCGCCACAUGCCAAACGUUCCAGCUCACGCCGUUCGGAGAGCUCUGAUAUAGCAGGGCAAGCAUUUGCCAUACCCUUAGCACCGCCUUCCGAUUUUGUGGAUCAUACACCAAGGAAAAUUUCAACCAUUUCUUCAUUGGUGGGCCAAUCACCGGUAAGAGGUCAAACGAAUAGAGGUGGUGGUGGUGUUGGCGGGCGCAGUUAUAGGCCCACUACCCUAAAAGGCUCCCACUUCGAUGAUGAUGACGAUGAUGAAUUCUCCUAUCGCAGUGCUGGGGGCAUAGAGGAUUAUUGUCCUUCACCUCUAAAUGGUCCAAGGAAAAAAUCCACCAUAUCCAGAACCUCCUUGGAUAUGUCUCCCAGCCAUCUACAAGCCACUGAUGGGCCGCCAGCCAAAAAAUCCCUCAUGCAAAGGGCCAAACAAGGCUACAAGGAAGCCUCCGAGUUUCGUUUAAAGCAUAUUUUUGUCAAAAAGACAGUGGUGCGCCAGGACACCAUACAGGUGGACAAUUAUGUGCAUCGCUAUGAAGAGGAUCGCCAACGCCAGCAGAUGUUUGAGGCUCGCCGCAAUAGUGGCAUAUCUGAUGAUUAUGAAUUUGAAUUUAAACUUUCAAGUCGCAAGUCCGAGGAAUCCUUUGGUGAUGGCAGCCCAGAGGGUUCAGCCAGCCACCAAUGGAAGAGUCAUAACAAGAAAACUUUGAGCGAGCAGAGCGGUGAUGAAAGUGGCAUGGAACAAUCGCCACCCAAGCGUAAGCCUGGAAUAGCAGCCACACGUUUCUCAAGAGUGCGCAAGGAUUCUUUGCAUAUGUCCUUGGAGGAGGACGAUGGCAUACAACAGCACUUGAAGGCAGCUAAAAGACCUCAGCACGUCGAUGAUGAUGAUGAUGCUGAAAUGCGAGAAAUUCCUUUGCAUCCCAUAGAGAGUGCCCUUAAGAAGAAGCUCAGCCAAAAGCAGGAACAUUUGUCGCCUCCUCAAAAGAUGACAAAAUCCAAGAGCAUAAAAAAAGGUUUGGGAGAAUUGAAGAAUGAGAGCCAAGAGGAAUCCUUGUCACUGGAUGAAAAGGAAGAUGGUGACGAUGAGGAAGAGGAUGAGGAUUUUCAAGCAGCAGAGCAAGAAUUGGAAAUGGAAACGGUCAUAGCCAAAAGGCCAAAAACAAGGCCAUUGCCGCCGAGACCGCCCACACAAAAAUCCCAAAGCAUUAAAAACCCUCCCUUGGCCAAUUUGAGAAAUGUUAGCCAAGAGGAAUCCUUAUCCAUGGAUGAUGAUAAUGUCGAUGGCAGUCCAGAAGAACAGACCAAGACUGCAAGCCGCAGUUCCAAAAUCCUAAGUCCCAUUCAAAGCAGCCUCUAUAGGCUAAAGGGCACCCUGUCGAAAAAUAACAGCGCUGAUGAUUCCUUAUCCAGUGGUUCCACAAAGAAACGCAAGGCUCCUUUAAGGGGACAAAAAUCCCAGGAAUCCCUAAAGUCCCCUGGAGGCUCGGAGAAGGCCUCCUCAGAAAAGGCUUCCUCCAAGGGCAAUUUCAAAGAGAAUCUCAAACGUUUCCAUAAAUCCAUAAAAUUACCCUCCCGCUCCUCGGUUUCUGCAGCCGAAUCCGAUGUGGAGAAUCAAAGCGACAAGGUCAAACAAUCCAAGAGUCAACAAUUUGCGGAGCGUCUAAAACGCUUCCGCUCGGUGGAUAAUGUGGAUAAACACACUGAGGAGGGGCAGGAGGAGAGGCAAACACCAGGCUCACCUUUGCAAAAGUUGAGCUCAAAAUUGCAGGAUUGGAAGAAGAGCUUCAAAAUUAAGGCCUCCGAGAAGGCCUCCCACACCGAAGAUGAUGAUGAAAUGAGUGGUGCCACCUCACCGAAACGUAAAAAGGGAACCUUGAUCAAAAGGCUACAGCAAAUACGCAUGCGCAAGCAGCAUAGUCAAGAUGAUCCCGAUGAUGACGAAGAGGGUGGGGCCACCUAUCGUGAAAGUUUCCGCUCUCGAGCCAAGCUACAGUGGGAGAAGGGUGUGGUGGCAGCCACUCAAAUGCCACAAAUGACCAUGGAAAAGUUGAAGGAAUCCAAAAAAUAUUUCCGCAAAAGACAGGAGAAAGACAGGGACAAGGACAAGGAAGAGGAUAAGAAUAAAAAAGAGAAACCCGAAAUUGGGGUGGCUAAUAAUGCCAGUGGUGAAUCGGAUUUGGAAGAUAGCGAAGAAGAAUCAGCAGCCCGAAGAACAAAGAAACCUGCAGCCAAAGCCCUAGCUAAGGCUCAGGAUAAUAGCAGACAUUAUUAUAGCUCCGAUGAUGAAGAGCCCGAAGAAGAGGAGCAAGAGGAAGAUCUCACCAAAGUCACUUUGGAACCCUAUCAGCCCAAUGUUUUGGUGCCUUUAUCACGAGCCGCUUGGAGUGCCAAACCCAUACACCCUGACUCCACUGGCGACGAAGAUGAUGACAUGCUACCACGUGUGCUCAUACACCAGGAUAAUUCCGAUGUCUUUGAAUCGACUUUGAUUAUAGCGGUGACAAGACCCAUACCCUCACGCUCUUCCACCUCCUCACCCUAUAUAACAGAGUUGCCACCAGAUUACCAAGAGUCCCCUAAGGGUUCACCCACAGAUUCACCAAAGCCUUCCACGCCGGAAACCAAAGCAGACAAUUGGAUACCUAAUCGUGAGAUUAUUUCAGCCUUUAAUGCUGCAAGUUCACCCUCCAGGAAGUGCAGAACAAUAAAACGGGAUUUGUCCAAGGAUUCCUUGGACUCCACAAGCCCACAGAGGGCCUAUUCACGCAAUCAGUCCAUGGAUUCCAGUUCCGAUGAAUCUUCGUGGCUGAGAGGUGUUAAUCGAGAGCCUUCUACGGCCAUAGGACUGAUAGGCAAUCGUCAUAUCGACCUAGAGGAAGAGGAGGGACCUUGGAAAGUUGGUGCGGUAGCUGAUAAUACCAAAGACAGUCUUUACAAGACCAAGAGCAUUGACAUCUUUGAGCUACACAAACAACAGGGUCAGGCUUUGCAUAUUUUUGAAGAUUUCGAUGAUGAAUUGAAAAAUACGCCAGUGGUCAAAAUUGAAAUGGAGGCCAAGGAACAACAAACAAAAAACAAUAACAGUGCAGAGGAUGAAGAACAGGAGGAUGAUAGCAGUGAUGAUGAAUAUGACAAUGCUGCUGAUGAUGAUAACUCCUCGAGAAUUACCAAAAUUCUAAGAUCAGAGGAAAAUGACAACAAAAUCAAGGAAGCAGAGGCCAGUGUAACUCCGCCCCUGGCCCCGAAGAGUUCCCUGGAUAAUGUGGUUCUGCAUAUAAGUGAGGAUGAGGACCUGGCAGAUUUGCCAACAAUUGCCAUAGAUCUGGCCGAGAAUUUAUUGGAAAAUUGUCGAGGAAUAGUUGCCAGCAGAGAGGUAAACAACAAGCAGCCUGUCAAAGUCGAAGCAAAAGCCGAAACCGAAGCCAAAGAAAUGGGAGAAAUCCCAAAACAUAAUCAGAAUCCCAAUGGUAAUAAACCAUCUGGCAACACUUUCCAAAUAACUAAACCUUUAGUCCAACCUCCCCUUGCAACAAAUCAAGUCCCUCUUGUGGAAGAAGCAGUAGCAAAUCUACAACAAAGACUUGGGGAAAUACCCAGAGAUCAGUUAACCAUAGAAUCCAAUCUGGCAACUCAAUUGCAUGGCAGUAGUCGAGAGUGCUUACUCCAGGAAGAAAUAAAACCUCUUCCUACCAUAAUUGCAGCAGCUAAACCCAAAUUGGCCAAUUUCCAAUAUGCCAAUAGUCAAGAAAGUCUCAUGGGCAAUGUGGAUCCCAAUGAGACCCCUGAUGAUGAGGAGGAUUCCAGCUACAAAGAGGAUGAUCAGGAUAGUGAUGAAAUCGAGGAUAUGGAUCGUCCUCCAUCGUCGGCACCUUCACCACCACCAGUGCAAUCGCCGCCACCACCACCUCUACCGCAAAGACAAACAUCUCCCAAGGUGUAUAAAGCUCAGCAGCAGGCUCCCCCACCACCACCACCUGCUCUACAAAAAGAACGAACUCCCUCGCCGCCACCACCUUUACCGCAAACCAAACCACCUUUACCCCCCAAUAGACCCAUUGCGGGUCCUCCAAAAAUACCUGAGCGAACUCCCUCAGUGUCAAAGGUGGCCAAGCCUCUGGUGAAGACAGCCUCCCUACGUUUGGCCUAUUCGGAACAGGUGAAACCCCAAGAUGUGGGGAAAGUCAAUAAACUGAUAUCACGUUUUGAGCCACAGGGAAGACCACGUAUUAUACCAAAGCGAAAUUAUAUGACUCAAGAAUCCGAGGAGAUAUUUAGCGAUGACGAAGAGGAGACCAUCAAACGUCUAGAGAAAUUAGAACUGAAGGAUGUGAAUAAAAAUAUUAUAAACGAAAAUGAGCCCCUUCUACAGCCUCUCAACAUAAUACCAGAUGAAGAUGUUAUGCCAGUGAGGCAAACAUUUUCCCGAGAUAGAACACCAACAAAUGCUAACAUGACUCUGGAGACCAACAUUGCUACCAAAACAGAAGAAACUUCCUUCAAUAACAACAACAACAACAAUCUCCAAACCUCCAGAAAAUCAUCCAAGAAACUCAAUAGAGCGCCACCACCUUUGAUAACAACAUCUCAGCCCCAGCCAGAGCCUUCGUCUUCACCUACGAAUCUUUUGUUAACCCCCACCCCCGGCAGCACCACAAAUUCCUUCAAUCAAUUCGAUCGAAAUUCCAAUUAUAGUCAAUCGAAUUCCGAAUAUGGUUCACCCAUGGAUUUUCCCUCCAGCCUAAUGGGUUCCACCGAAGUGACUCCGAUUUCCAUGCGCAAGGAAACGGAGUUUUUGAAUACUCACCGCAGUCGACGCAGCAUGACAAGGGAUGAUGCAGAGAGAUAUUAUUCAUUUGAUAGUGAUGAAGAGAACAGCUACUAUUCCAUCAGUUCUACGGGCAGUAGUCGUUAUGUGGUGGAACUGUAGCUUGGACUAGAAGACUAAACCAAAUCAGACCACUGCACAGUGCAGUACAGUCCAGUGCUAUAUAAAAUAAUUUAUUUGUUAAAUCGUUUUAUUGUUAUAUCAUUUAUCUGUAUGUAGAGUAAGAUUUUAUUUUAUUGUUAGGCCAAUGUCAAAUACUGAAAAGAUUGCGGCAGUGUGUGAAUAGACUUCAGGGAGAAAAAUCAAAAACGAAAA